This is a messenger RNA of Nipponia nippon (crested ibis), 534 nucleotides long. The record is from RefSeq and is a predicted model, not a curated record. NCBI's taxonomy places the organism in Eukaryota, Metazoa, Chordata, Aves, Pelecaniformes, Threskiornithidae.
AUGGCAGCGGGCCCUCCUGCUUCCGGCCAGCUGCACCCUGCCGCAGCGGGGCCCGGCACCGGCACGGGGGGCCGUGGGCACUGGGCACCCACCCUGCGUGUCCCCGGCCGGGCGGGAGGGCGAUGCCCGCGUGAGACGGUGGCCGUGCGGCCACCGAGCCCGGAGUCAGGGAGAGAGGCCCAGUCCGGUCACUGUCGGCACCUGUGGAGGCGGCUGGGCUGGGGCCUCUCCCGGCAGCACCCGGGGCCCUGGGGCUCCCUGCCAAAGUGGGUGGUGAACAAAUCCUCGCAGCUCCUGGCCCCCAAGGCGAUGAAGAAGAUGUACAAGGCUUGCCUAAAGUACCCGGAGUGGAAGCUGAAGCACAACCCGCGCUUCAAGCCCUGGCUGUUCCCGGAGCAGAGCCGGCUGCCCACCCUGCCGCUCUCUGAGCUCUCCCUCCAGCACGUCGACUCCCUGGAGAACAUCGACGAGAGCUCCCUGGCCGAGACCAAAGACGACCGCGGCGAGGCCAGCGACGAGGACAGCGUUAACUGA